Messenger RNA from Arvicanthis niloticus (Nile rat), 207 nucleotides. The record is from RefSeq and is a predicted model, not a curated record. Lineage: Eukaryota; Metazoa; Chordata; Mammalia; Rodentia; Muridae.
AUGUCGGGUUCUUCUAAUGUAUCAGCCAUGAAGAAGGUGUUUCUGCAGCUCCGGCUGGAGGCUAGGCUCAACCACGGGCGGGUUUCCCAGGCUGCUACAGACUUGAAACAGUUCUGUCUGCAGAAAGCUCAACAUGGCCUUCUGUUUACAGGGUUGUCUUCAAAUUCAAAUGCCUUCAGAUCCCAGAAAGUCUGCUCCCUUUUGUAG